Messenger RNA from Musa acuminata subsp. malaccensis (wild Malaysian banana), 2755 nucleotides. Its product is annotated as protein terminal ear1-like. Gene Ontology annotation, molecular function: RNA binding. NCBI's taxonomy places the organism in Eukaryota, Viridiplantae, Streptophyta, Magnoliopsida, Zingiberales, Musaceae. The record is from RefSeq and is a predicted model, not a curated record.
ACCCCAGGCCAGUCCCCAUUUCGGUGCAAGCAAAGCCUCCGCUCACGGACCAGGGGGGAAGCCCCAGGGGCACCUUCGUCAUUUACUCUCUUGGCGGGUGGCUUCCCGUUAUGGUAGUCGCCGUUCAAAACCCCCCGUCUGGGCAAAACCGAUAACUGAUAGAACCACCCCCGCUUUUCCCACUUUCCACCUUACGUUUCGGCGAGCCACGUGGGACAGAGGGCGUGCGGUCGUCGAAAUUACGGGGUGAAUCUAUGAGAGCCCUCCCCCCCGUUACGUGGGAGCGCCGGCAUAUCGCCACCGCAUUAAAACCGCACUCGCUCGCUUUAUUUCCUUCUUCGCCUUCUUUUGAUUGAUUGCGCUCCGCUCUCUCUCUCUCUCUCUCUAUCUCUCUCGCUCACUCCCUUUCGCUCUCUCGUCUCGCUCUUGCUCUGGCUGUCGCUGUCCUUCCUCGCCCUCCGGCGUAGCGGUCUUCCGUACCGGUUUUUUUAGCUUGUAGCGGUUUUCUGUGCAGGGUUUAAAGAGAGAGGAGGAGCGGAGAGAGGGGUUUAGGAUCUCUUGGGGUUGCGAGGAUGGAGGGGGGCGGCCGGGGGAAUCUUCUAGAUCCGGCGGCGGCGGAGUUCCACCCGACAGCGGCAACGGCGGGCCAGCUCGCCCUUGGACACCCGCAAAUUUACUACGCCUACGCUCCUCCUCCGCCGCCGCCGCCGCAUCCGCCGGUUGUGGCGGUCCCGGUGUUCCACCUCCAGCAGCCGCAGCAGGUGGAGGUGGCCGCCGCGACGAGGGCGGUGGCGCUGAGCAUGGUGCCCCGGCACGUGGGGGAGGCGGAGGUGAGGGCGGGGAUGGAGGCCUUCGGCGGGGUUCGGGCGGUGGAGAUGGGCGCGCUGGCGGCGGAGGGGGUCGUCAUCGUCCACUUCUUCGACCUGCGGAGCGCGGAGGCGGCGGUGGCGGAGGUUCGGGAACAGCACGCGCGGCAGCACGGCGGGAUCGGGUUCGGCGCCCCGGCCGGCUCCGCCGCAGCGGGGAAUUGGGCGGCGCCGUGGAUGUGGUGCCCUCAGCAGCCCGGCGGCGGCCGGGGGACGAUAGCUGGGCAGCCCGUCUGGGCCCAGUUCGCCGCCGUCGGCCUCGACGACCCCAACCAGGGUUCCCUCGUCGUCCUCAAUUCGGAUACCACCAUUCCCUUGCUCGCACUCAGAGAAAUCUUCGAACCCUUGGGGGCGGUGAAGGAGGCGAGGGAGAUGCCGUCGAAGCCGCAGCACAGGGUAGUGGAGUUCUUCGACACGAGGGACGCAGCUCGCGCCAUCGCGGAGCUCAACGGGAAGGAGAUCAACGGAAGGCGUCUGCUGCUGGAAUUUAGCAGACACGGCAGCAGCCACACCAGGAGCCAUACAAGGAGCAGUCCCGGGCACGCCCAUGGCCACCACGGUUCCCCUUUGCCGCCGAGGUUUCUUCGCGGUAGUCCCCAGCCCAGCAGGUGGGCACAGGCAAGUGGAGCUUCGCCGAGAUCUUCCUCGUCCUCGCUCCGCGGGGAGUCAAGCCCGGGAUCCGUGGUGGUGCUGAAGAGGACCAAUACCACUACAACUCCUGCCGCCGUUGCCAGAAGUGGUAGUAGCAGUGGGAGGAGAAAUAAGAACAGCAGCAGCUCCAACUACCCGGCAGCGUCAUCGUCGUCAUCGAAGCAGCAGCAGCAGCAGCAGCGGCAGUCGAGCGGUGGCGGGGGCAGCGGCAGCGGCAGGCGGAGUUGGAAGAACCGAAGCAAGAGUAGCGGCGAGUCGAGGUUUCUCUUCAAAGAAGCGGAAUCGGAGGAAUCAUCCGAAUCCUCAUGUAGGGAUUCCAGAACCACAGUCAUGAUUAAGAACAUCCCAAACAAGUACAGUCAGAAGCUGCUGUUGAACAUGUUGGACAACCACUGCAUUCAGUGCAAUGAGCAGCUCGGCGAGGGAGCAGACGAGCCCUACUCCGCCUACGACUUCGUCUACCUGCCUAUCGACUUCAACAACAAGUGCAAUGUUGGCUAUGGAUUCGUGAACCUGACGUCGCCGGAGGCCGCGUUCAGGCUCUACAAGGCCUUCCACCUGCAGCCGUGGGAAGUCUUCAACUCGCGCAAGAUCUGCCAGGUUACCUACGCUCGGUUGCAGGGAUUGGAGGCGCUCAAGGAGCACUUCAGGAACUCCAAGUUCGCGUGCGACAACGACGAGUACAUGCCGGUGGUCUUCUCGCCGCCCCGCGACGGGCGGCGGCUCACGGAGCCCGUCCCGGUCGUGGUCGGGCGCGAGCAGCGUAUGGUGGACCUCGCCCGGGCGCAGUCCGGGUGCACCAGCCUCACCGACGAGACUGCGUCGCAGCAGGCAGCGGACAGCGGCGGGGCGUCCUCCACCACCACCUCCACCCACGCGCCAUCCGACAACCCCGACGGCGGAGACGACGACGACGACGACGACGACGACAGUAAUGAUGACGAGGAGGUUGGCCUAGGCAUGGGCCGCCGAGGGGACGACGGUAGCGGCGGCGACGAGACUGGCCUUCAACUGAGCCAAUCUGUGCUGCACCUAUCCUGCAACUAGAAAGAAGACUCCAGAAAACCAUACCGGUCGAGUCGGCCAAUCCCAUCCCGAGUCUUGCAGCCAUGUAUUCUCUCUCUCUCUCUUUCUCUCUCUGAUACCUUUGAGAUUAAGCUUGGGAUGGUAGCGCAUAUAUCUGAGUGUAUUCGAGACAUUGAUGAUGAUGAUGAUGAUGUUGUUGUUGUGGUUGUUGU